AUGCCCAAAGCCAAGGACGCAAAGAAGAAAGCCGAGAAGAAAGCACGAGUCGAAGCGAAGACUGCGAAGAAGGAAAAGCAAAAAGAGAAAAAGACCAGCAAAAAGCCCGGCAAGGACGACGACAGCGAUGCCGAAGAUGCAGAUCUCGAUGCAAUUUUGGCACAGUAUCAGAAGGAGCAAGAACAGUUUCUGAAAGUGACGGAGACACCUACAGAACCGCCGUCACCAAGAUCAUCAGCGACACUUGUGGCUUCGCCAAGCAAUAGCAGCGAGCUCUUCCUCUUUGGUGGCGAGUACUACAAUGGAGCUCUAGCAUCUUUCUUCAACGACUUGUAUGUGUACAAGAUCAAUCAAGACUCAUGGCGCAAGGUGACCAGCCCGAACACUCCUCUGCCGCGAAGUGGCCAUGCUAUGUGCCAGGGUGGCAACUCCGGCGGGAUCUAUCUUUUUGGAGGGGAGUUCUCGAGUCCUAAACAAGGCACUUUCUACCACUACAAUGACUUCUGGCGACUGGAACCUUCGACGAGAGAGUGGACAAAGCUUGAAGGCAAAGGCGGUCCUCCAGCUCGGAGUGGCCAUCGCAUGACAUAUUUCAAGAACUAUAUCGUGCUCUUUGGUGGAUUCCAGGAUACGAGUCAGCAGACAAAGUACCUUCAGGAUGUCUGGCUGUAUGAUACGCAGCGAUAUGUGUGGUAUUCUCCGAAACUCCCACCAGCAUCGCAGCAGCCAGAUGCCAGAUCAUCCUUCUCCCUGCUGCCUCACGAGACAGGUGCAGUCAUCUAUGGUGGCUACUCCCGCAUCAAAGCCUCAGCAGUUAGUAAAGGCGCAAGAGGAAAACCAGGCUCAUCUCGUGUGAUCAUGAAGCCAGUAGUGCAUCAAGAUACAUGGUACCUACGAGUCACACCACCCGCAUCUGACGCCCCAAUCAACACGCCACCUGCUGUCAGAUGGGAACGAAGAAAGCGACCCGUCAACACACCCAACCCACCUCGCGCAGGCGCCACCAUGGCCCACCACAAAGGUCGCGGCAUCUCAUUCGGCGGCGUCCACGAUGUAGAAGAAAGCGAAGAAGGCAUCGACAGCGAAUUCUUCAACCUGCUUCACGCCUACAACAUCGACCGGAACCGCUUUUUCCAGCUGAACCUGCGAAGACCACGCACAUCGGCGAAAAAGGCGAACACCACAGAGCGUAGCAGAAGAGGACGCGGCAAAGCUGACGAGGAAGAACUUCUGCGCAAUCUAGCUCUGAUCGAAGGCAAAGGAUCCCUGGCAGAAGACGAAGACAUGCCUGAUGCCCCAGCGGCAGGGACCAACGACGAUGAUGACGACGAGCAGAAGAUCGAGAAGCCCACGAUGUGGGAAAUGCCGCAUCCUCGCUUCAAUGCGCAGCUUGCUGUGCAGGAGGAUACGUUGUAUAUCUUCGGCGGCACGUUCGAGAAGGGAGACCAGGAGUUCACGUUCGAUGAGAUGUGGGCAAUCGACCUCGGCAAGCUCGAUGGUGUGAAGGAAGUGUUCAAGCGUGAUCUCGCGGACUGGGCAGGCAGUGAAGAUGAAGAAAGUGAUGAGGACGAUGAAGAAGAUUCGGAGGACGAAGAUGAGGAUGAACAAGACGGGACGGAACCAAGCACUACGGCACCAUCGAUCGCCGACGAUGCCUCCGUGGCGGCUUCGGAGUCUACCGCUGCAACGGAGAUGGAGACCGAGCCAGAGUCCGCAAGCCCAAAGGACAACCUCCCCAUGCCACGACCUUUCGAGUCGUUACGAGACUUCUUCGCUCGAUCCUCGAACGAAUGGCAGGAAGUAAUCCUCGAGGCAAUGAAAUACGAGCGUAACCCAGAAGCACGAGGCGUUAAGGAGAUCCGCAAGAGGGCUUUCGAUCGUGCUGAUCAGAAAUGGUGGGAUAGCAGGGAGGAGAUUCAGGCUCUCGAGGAUGAGCAGGAAGCUGCUGGGAUUAGCGAGGUGGUCAGCCUAGCGGAGCGAGGUGGAGGAGAGGGUGGAGGUGGAGGGGCUGGUCGUAGACGAUAG
This is a messenger RNA of Fulvia fulva, 2025 nucleotides long. RefSeq names its product Kelch repeat-containing protein 3. Gene Ontology annotation, molecular function: protein binding. The record is from RefSeq and is a predicted model, not a curated record. The transcript has a single exon. The coding region runs from base 1 to 2025 and encodes 674 amino acids. Lineage: Eukaryota; Fungi; Ascomycota; Dothideomycetes; Mycosphaerellales; Mycosphaerellaceae.